Solanum tuberosum (potato) is the source of this 1643-nucleotide messenger RNA. RefSeq names its product E3 ubiquitin-protein ligase Praja-2-like. Gene Ontology annotation, molecular function: ubiquitin protein ligase activity. Gene Ontology annotation, biological process: protein ubiquitination. Gene Ontology annotation, cellular component: cytoplasm. Bases 192 to 1388 code for a protein of 398 amino acids. The record is from RefSeq and is a predicted model, not a curated record. The transcript has a single exon. Lineage: Eukaryota; Viridiplantae; Streptophyta; Magnoliopsida; Solanales; Solanaceae.
UUCAUUAAAUAAUGUGAGUAACAGUAAUGACGUAUAUUAUUUUUUCAGCGACGAAAGAGAAAUUAAUUUGCUAGUUGUCUACCACCCGAAGUCACCGAAAAAGAUUGUGAAACCAGCAAAAUUGGAUCAAUGGCAACUCCCAUUUUCUCUAAAGGUUGAAGUUUGAAUCAUCAAUUUGUUUCUUCAGCUCAAUGGCGGAAGUUUCUGGAAUCCACCGUUUCCACCUCCCUCAAACUAUCUAUGCUACCGUCACUGAUGAUGAUGAUGAUGAUGAAGAGUACUCACAUCCGUUUGCUUUUGAUUUCGACUCACUUUCUCCUCCUAAUCACACCCUUUUUAUCCACUCUCAUGAUUUCAACUACAGCCCCAAUUCGGAACCCGAACCCGGUUCCCUAGAUUCAGAUUCGGGUUCGGAUCACUCGGGUUUGCUUGCAGAUCCGGAUUCCUUUAUCGUUGAUGAUGACCAAAUGAAUUUUGUUACGGAUCUGUUUGUGACCCCUGAUGGAAACGUUUCAGAAGAUUCGGGUUUUGAUAAUGGGAAUAGGGUUGUUCUAGAGGAUGUAUACGGUGAUUUUGGAUCUGAUUUUGAUGGGGUUCUUCUUCCCUCAGAUUCCAACGGACUUGAUACGGGUGAUGGGAUUCGGGUUGUGGGUAUUGGGUCGGAUUCUGAUUCGCAAGAAGUGGAGCUGAAUGUUGGGGAUAUUAAUCAGGCCAAUGGUUUUUGGAAUUGUCUUCGGAUUGAUGAUGAGAGGGAUGUGAAUGACGAGUUUGAGUGGGAAGAAGUCAAUGAAAGGGGUGAAGAUAGAGACUAUUUGAGUUCUGUAAUUGAUGGAAUUGAAGAAAUAUCAGUUUCUUCAGAUAUUUCAUCUUCUGAAGGAGGGAACUCGAAUUCGGGUUCAGUUGAUGAGCCGGUGAGGAGUUUAGAGUGGGAAGUUCUGUUGGCCGUUGAUAAUAUUGAAAGAAGCCUCGAACUUGAUGGAAAUGAUGAUGGGAUUUCUCAUGUAAACGAAACUGAUCACGAUGCCUUGUUUGGGCAAUUUCUGGAGAGUGAAGGGACUUUGAAGGGUAGUCCACCAACAGCUAAAUCUGUUAUUGAAAAUCUUCCUUCGGUGGCUUUGAAGGACGAAGUGAACAAGAUAGCCUGUGCUGUUUGUAAAGAUGAGAUUUUGGUUGUGGAGAAGGUGACUGAGCUUCCUUGUUCCCAUUAUUACCAUUGGGAAUGUAUUAUACCAUGGUUAAACAUACGUAAUACAUGCCCUGUUUGUCGUCAUGAGUUACCCACGGAUGAUACUGAUUAUGAGAGGAGAAAAAUUGGAAGGCGUACCGGUGCUGGAGCUCAACUCAUUAGUGACUUUCAGGUUAGAUACAAUUUUGAAAUUGUCCCUUGAGACUUUUUCUUGUUCAUACACAGAUAUCAUAGGAUGUGCAUAUUCCCUUAGUGGUGAGUAUGUUGAUUCUUUUUAUAGACUGUUUCUUUCUUUAAUUUUUUGGUACAAUGUAUGUUUGUAAGAGUUCCAGUUUGUAUGACAGUAUGAAAUUUAUACUUGCUGUAAUUGUACCAUUAGGCAGUGAGACAAUGUAAAAGGAUUAUUGAGUCAUUAAUACUACUAUAGACUAUAGAGAUUGAUGAAUGAUUGAAACAA